CUGAGGCCCCGCCUCCACGCCCCCACGCAGGCAGCCUUCCCCACAUCCGGGUACCGACUCUAGCCGUCCAGACUUUGGCACUAUGGUCAUGGCGGAGGGGACGGCAGUUCUGAGGCGGAACAGGCCGGGCACCAAGGCGCAGGAUUUCUAUAAUUGGCCUGAUGAAUCUUUUGAUGAAAUGGACAGUACUCUAGCUGUUCAGCAGUAUAUUCAACAGAACAUAAGGGCAGAUUGCUCCAAUAUUGACAAAAUUCUUGAACCACCUGAAGGCCAAGAUGAAGGUGUAUGGAAGUAUGAACAUUUAAGGCAGUUCUGCCUUGAGCUAAAUGGACUUGCUGUCAAACUUCAGAGUGAGUGCCAUCCAGAUACAUGUACUCAGAUGACAGCAACUGAACAAUGGAUUUUUCUUUGUGCAGCUCAUAAAACUCCAAAAGAGUGUCCUGCCAUAGACUACACUAGGCACACACUUGAUGGUGCUGCAUGUCUUCUGAAUAGUAAUAAAUAUUUUCCCAGCAGAGUUAGCAUAAAGGAAUCAUCUGUAGCAAAACUAGGAUCAGUAUGCCGUAGGAUUUACAGAAUAUUUUCACAUGCGUAUUUUCAUCACCGGCAGAUAUUUGAUGAAUAUGAAAAUGAAACAUUUUUGUGUCAUCGGUUUACUAAAUUUGUGAUGAAAUAUAAUUUGAUGUCCAAGGAUAACCUGAUUGUACCAAUUUUAGAAGAGGAAGUACAGAAUUCAGUUUCUGGAGAAAGUGAAGCAUGAAGGGAAUCAGAGAAAAAUGUACUGAACACAUAAUUAAUAUUAAUUAUGUACUGUAUAUAUAUCAUUUUAGACACAUCAAUCAUGUAUCCAUAUUAUAGCUUUUUUGUUUAGUAUAGGUUUUUGUAUGCUGUGUGUAGCCUUUUAAAAUGGGAAAUACUUUUUAAGUUAUUCAUGAGCUGUAUAUUCACCAGUGUGGCACUCAUGGUUUUUAAAUAAGAUUAGUAUUAUCUGUUUAUAAUGCCUGUUAAUAAAAGAAUUUACAGUUUGGUAAAAUUGCUGCUAAACAAUCAUUGGAUCACAAUCCUCAUUAAAUAAACCCAUCUAUAUAAAAAGAUGAGUGAGCUUGAGGUUUCGCACAAGCCAUUUACUAAAGAAAUGGUAAAUUUUUCCUUUGGUUUUUAAUCCCUGAGUUUAGAUUUUCUAGAAGAUUCUGUAGUACAUAAAGUCUUAACUUUUCAAACGUGAUAAAAUAUUUUAAAAUUCUGUUUAUAGUUUUUGAUAUGCAUAUAUAAUUAUGUGUAUAUCCAAAUGUAAAUGCAAAUGAAGUAUUAGUAACACUUAAAUGAUUUUACUAUGCUACAUAAAGUAUAUUCUUGGCCAGCAUACCUGGAAAGGACUUACCUUUCUGCAACAAUGUAUGUUAUAUGUGAAAUGAUGAUGACCAUAGGCACAAUAAUGACGUUCCCACUGGAAACUCCCAUCUCUCCCUUCUGAAUUCCCCUAAUUCGCUCCCUGAACAGCAUUAGCUGAGAAGCUUUUCACCAAACUGUGAUUUAAUGGUAGCUUAUACCUAUUUAUGUUUGUAUUCAUUGCUUACAAAUUAUACCUCAUAUUAGCAAUUACAUUACACUACAGGAAAAAAUGUAUUGGCAUAGAUUCUUACCUUUGUUUUGCAAAAUUGUUCUAUUUGGAAAAUAGUCCUUAAAAUCGUUUGACUCUUCCUAUUCGUAACAUUAAUCGUUUCAUUUAACCAUUGAGGCAGCAUUUAGGUAGAGUUGAAAGAAUAUUGUAAUAUUUAUUUUGUACCCUCUCCCCACAAAGUUUAUGUUUGAAUUAUAUGCACAUGUGAGAUUAUUUGCAAUAAUUUGCAGGUUCCAAGGAUGUUAAUGAAUGGUCAUACAUUUUUUGGACUAUGUUAUAAUUCAUUGUCUUAAGAAGGAUUCAACUACAGAUUUAACAAACUAAUAAUCUGUUGGAGGCAGUUUUUAAAAAAGCAUUGUAGGUCUUACUGCCAAACUGAAGGGAGGCACUAAGAGAGGGUAAAAACAUUGUACAUGUAGUGAAGAAAAUAUUUAAAUCCAUAACUUGAAUUUAGCAAUCACGGGGAACUUCUUUUUCAUUUUUAAUUACAUUUUUCUUUGAUAAAAGGCUCAUUUUGAAAUGAAGAUGAAAAUGUAUUAAUCUUACUUGAAUGUGAGGAAAUAAUUUAUACAAUAUGAGGCAAGUAUGUACAGCAAAAAUGUGGGAAGUAGUAGCUUAAUGAGAUUGUGUGUAUAAUUUAUGCUUUUCUAAGCCUGCCAGCCUAUUUGGCUUUGAACAGUGCUAUCCUAGCAGCCAUUCAUUAGUAUGCCUCAGCCCACAGCUAUCUUUUAGGAAGUUUGGUGUUCACGGUGAAAGGAAUGUUGACUUUGAAAUUAUGCAUUUAUAUUAAUGUAACUAUAAAAUACCAAUGGGAAUAGUAAUUUUUAAAUGAACUUUCUAAGUAUUGAGAGACAAACUACUAAAUUAAUAAAUUAUAUAGUAAUGUGGCUGUUUUCUCUAGAAGGCAUUUCACAAUAAAUUUAUGUUACUUGACUUUUCUUGGUGAACAUUUGAACUAAGACAGUGACUGGGAUUGGUGAUCUAGCUAAGUAUUUUGAAACACACUGGUUUGGUGUUUACAGGGAAAUAAAAUAUGAUUUUUUUCCUACUCAUUCCAUCUUCCCUGUAGUCUGUGUUUGGAGUUAAUCAUAAAAAAAAAAAAAAAAAAAAAAAAAAAAAAAAAAAAAUUCCCUGAAAGAAAACAUCCAUUUAUAGUUUUGUUUUGUAUUCAUGUUGAUAUUUCAAUCGUAUUUAUUGCACUAUGAGGUUGAUUCAUUAUACUAGAUAAGACCUAAACAAAACAUUUUCUAUUUAACUAAUGCUGUUUACAUAAUUUUGAAAAUGUAUAUGUAUGUACCUAAGUGGUAUUAAAUUAAUGAGCCUGGCAAACCAUUAAUUUAUAACGUAAGUGUUCUAAAAAGUGGAGAAAUGAAGAACUCACCAUUCUGUGUAAUAGGGUAGUUAGGCUCCACUUUUGUUUGAAUUAUCCUAUAGAGAUCCAAAAUUAAAAAUUAAAUUUUUCUUUUCAUAAAAUUA
Molecule: messenger RNA, 3097 nt
Organism: Choloepus didactylus (southern two-toed sloth)
Lineage: Eukaryota; Metazoa; Chordata; Mammalia; Pilosa; Megalonychidae
Product: MOB-like protein phocein
Exons: 8
Coding region: 83-760 (225 amino acids)
Cellular component (GO): mitochondrial matrix; cytoplasm
Molecular function (GO): metal ion binding; protein folding chaperone; ATP binding
Source: RefSeq, a predicted model, not a curated record